AUGACCAGCGGUCGCAGGCUCCUUGCUUCGCUCCUCCUCGGCACCACCUCCCUAUGGCUUCCAUCAGCGCUUGCGGACAGCACCACUUGCGUGAGCACCGAGUUGGAUUGGUACACGGAUCAUGUCGGAGAGACUCCCUGCACGACGUACCAGCGACUACGCCAAAUAUGCAACAUUGAUUACCAGGUCGAGAAAUUCAACACCAACACGCCUGGAGACACCUGCAAUGACCAACUGGAUGCUGCUGUAAUUCGGUCUCCGGAUGCCACUAGUUGCCAGUAUGACGCGGUGGGCCAGACGAGCGGAAUCGAUGCUGGUAUCGGGGCCUACGGGGUGUACCUAGGGAGUUGCGCCAGCCAGGCGGUGAACCAGUCGCUUCCAACCGACAUUCAGAGUGCGGUUUGCAAUAAGGAGAUCAAGAUUGAUCGCAAUCUCUACUCGCUCUUUUGGGUCGACGGCCCGUGGUUUUAUGCUUUCACGAAGGGUACCAUGACGAAGGACUUCGCGGCGUCGAACAACAACACGUUCACGAAAUGCGCGUCCACCACGAACAACGGCACGACUUCUUCUUCUUCCACCGAGUCCUCCACCGAGUCCUCCACCUCCUCCACCUCCUCCACCGCCACUUCCGCGAACCCGUCGGGAACAUCUGCCUCCAGCACCUCUCCCAAAUCAAGCACGCAUCAGAAGCGAGCAGCAGGCCCGCGCCCACUCGACCUCGGACACGAGUACGAGGACGGCCACGAGGACCCACCCAUGAGUGUUGUGACCCCCUUCUCCAGCACACUGCACCCAGUACGUCUCCUGAUCUUGCUCGUCGAACCCGAGUUUGCAUUACCCCGCAUAGCCCGUGCUGACAGCAUGUCUCUAGGUUCGAGAGGCGUGCCGGGCCCGGCGUUCGCGGACGACGCCGCCGCCGCACAGAGCCCGUCGCACUACCUCCAGUCCGUCUACGCCCCCACCGACGGCUCUGGGUAUGACGAGGAGCGCCAUGUUGAUGCCUCGGUCGCGCUCGCCCGCUCGGGUUCCGGACGGCUGCCACCGGCGUACCGCUCAUGGGAGGAGCCCCAGCGUCGCUGUCCGUGGGCGCACUGA
Messenger RNA from Epithele typhae, 1095 nucleotides. RefSeq lists its product as uncharacterized. The record is from RefSeq and is a predicted model, not a curated record. Lineage: Eukaryota; Fungi; Basidiomycota; Agaricomycetes; Polyporales; Epitheliaceae. Bases 1 to 1095 code for a protein of 364 amino acids. The transcript is spliced from 11 exons.